AUGACAGAACAACUCCUCGUUGGAAAGACAUGCCUCGUCACCGGUGGUGCAGGUGGCCUGGGAAAAGCCAUCGCGACCAAGUACCUCGAAGCCGGCGCUAAUGUUGUGAUUUGCGAUAUCAAUGAAGACCGUCUGCAGCAGACCUCGGCCGAGCUAUCGACCAAGGGCCCUUUCAAGGCCAUCAAGACCGACAUUACCAGCCAAAGUGAAGUGGAGGCCCUCUUCGAGCAGAUCAUCCAGGAAUUCGGCAAGAUUGAUGUUCUUGUUAACAACGCUGGUAUCAUGGAUAGAUUUGAUGGCGCUGCCGACCUUGAUCCAGAGCUUUGGAACCGGGUCAUCGCUAUCAACCUGACAGCUCCCUUCUUAUUGAGCAAAUUGGCCGUUCGUAAUAUGCUGGAGCAGGAGAAGCCCCAGGGCCGUAUCAUCAAUAUUGUUUCCAUCGCUGGAAAGGCUGGAGGUGCUGCUGGCGCUGCUUAUACUGCUAGCAAGCAUGGUGUUGUUGGUUUGACCAAGAACACUGCUGCGUUCUAUGGCGACAAGGGCAUUCGCUGCAACGCUUUGAUGAUGGGUGCGAUGAACACCAACAUCGCUGACGCGAUGCGCUCCGGUUGCAAUAUGGAGGGUAUGAAGAGAUGUACCAGUGCUCUCCAAGCAAUUGGGCUCCCUUUCUGUGAUCUGGAAGACGCUGCCGAGCUGUCUUUGUACUUGGCCGGUGGCAAGGGAUUCGGCAUUGUGAAUGGAGGCUGUAUUUCCGCUGACAACGGCUGGUCCGCAAUGGUCGGUUAA
Penicillium verhagenii is the source of this 786-nucleotide messenger RNA. RefSeq names its product SDR family NAD(P)-dependent oxidoreductase. Gene Ontology annotation, molecular function: oxidoreductase activity. The transcript has 2 exons. Bases 1 to 786 code for a protein of 261 amino acids. The record is from RefSeq and is a predicted model, not a curated record. NCBI's taxonomy places the organism in Eukaryota, Fungi, Ascomycota, Eurotiomycetes, Eurotiales, Aspergillaceae.